This is a messenger RNA of Mus musculus (house mouse), 6092 nucleotides long. It is a transcript of the gene Tbc1d15, whose product is annotated as TBC1 domain family, member 15. Gene Ontology annotation, cellular component: cytoplasm; mitochondrion; cytosol. Bases 28 to 2094 code for a protein of 688 amino acids. The transcript is spliced from 18 exons. The record is from RefSeq and is marked validated. NCBI's taxonomy places the organism in Eukaryota, Metazoa, Chordata, Mammalia, Rodentia, Muridae.
GUCAUCACCAGGCACGCGCGGGGGAACAUGGCGGCGGCGGGUGUUGUGAGCGGGAAGAUUAUAUAUGAACAAGAAGGAGUAUAUAUUCACUCAUCUUGCGGAAAGGCAAAUGACCAAGACAGCUUGAUUUCAGGAAUAUUGCGUGUUUUAGAAAAGGAUGCUGAAGUAAUAGUGGACUGGAGACCAUUGGAUGAUGCAUUAGAUUCUUCCAGUAUUCUGUGUGCUGGAAAGGACUCCAGCUCAGUCGUAGAGUGGACUCAGGCUCCAAAGGAAAGAGCUCAUCGGGGGUCGGACCAGCAGAGCAGCUAUGAAGCGGAGUGGGACAUGGUUACUACAGUGUCCUUUAAGAAGAAACCACACACCAAUGGAGAUGCUCCAGGCCAUAGGAACGGGAAAAGCAAAUGGUCGUUCCUGUUCAGCCUGGCAGACCUGAAGUCAGUCAAGCAGAGCAAGGAGGGCAUGGGCUGGUCGUACCUGGUCUUCUGCCUGAAGGAUGACGUCAUGCUGCCUGCCCUGCACUUCCAUCAAGGAGACAGCAAACUGCUGAUCGAGUCUCUUGAGAAAUACGUGGUAUUGUGUGAGUCACCACAAGAUAGUAGAACACUUCUAGUCAAUUGUCAGAAUAAGAGUCUCUCACAGUCUUUUGAAAAUCUUCUUGAUGAACCAGCAUAUGGCUUAAUACAAGCAGGCCUGCUAGACAGAAGAAAGCUGUUGUGGGCCAUUCACCACUGGAGAAAAAUUAAAAAGGAUCCUUAUACAGCAACCAUGGUAGGAUUUUCCAAAGUUACAAACUACAUUUUUGACAGUUUGCGAGGCAGCGAUCCCUCUACACAUCAACGACCACCUUCAGAAAUGGCAGAUUUUCUUAGUGACGCUAUCCCAGGACUCAAGAUAAACCAGCAAGAAGAGCCAGGAUUUGAAGUCAUCACUAGAAUUGAUUUGGGAGAGCGACCUGUUGUGCAAAGGCGGGAGCCAGUGUCCCUGGAAGAAUGGAACAAGAGCCUUGACCCUGAAGGAAGACUCGUAGCCGUGGAGAGCAUGAAGCAAAAGAUAUUCAGAGGGGGUCUUAGUCAUUCAUUAAGAAAGCAAGCAUGGAAAUUUCUCCUGGGUUAUUUUCCUUGGGAUAGUACCAAAGAGGAAAGAACUCAGUUACAAAAACAAAAAACUGAUGAGUACUUCAGGAUGAAACUGCAGUGGAAGUCUGUCAGUGAGGCUCAGGAGAAGAGAAACUCACGCCUGAGAGACUACAGAAGUCUGAUCGAGAAAGAUGUCAACAGAACAGAUCGAACGAACAAGUUUUAUGAAGGCCAAGAUAACCCAGGGCUGAUUCUGCUUCACGACAUUUUGAUGACCUACUGUAUGUAUGACUUUGAUUUAGGAUAUGUACAAGGAAUGAGCGACUUACUUUCCCCACUUUUGUAUGUGAUGGAGAAUGAAGUGGAUGCCUUUUGGUGCUUUGCCUCUUACAUGGACCAGAUGCAUCAAAAUUUUGAAGAACAAAUGCAGGGCAUGAAGACGCAGUUAAUCCAGUUGAGUACCUUACUCAGGUUACUGGACAGUGGAUUUUGUAGCUAUUUAGAAUCCCAGGACUCUGGAUAUCUAUAUUUUUGCUUCAGAUGGCUUUUAAUCAGAUUUAAAAGGGAAUUUAGUUUUCUAGAUAUACUUCGAUUAUGGGAGGUAAUGUGGACUGAACUGCCCUGUAAGAAUUUUCAUCUUCUUCUGUGUUGUGCCAUCCUGGAAUCAGAAAAGCAACAGAUAAUGGCAAAGCACUAUGGCUUCAAUGAAAUCCUUAAGCACAUCAAUGAGUUGUCCAUGAAGAUUGAUGUGGAAGAUAUACUCUGUAAAGCAGAAGCAAUUUCCCUACAGAUGGCACAAUGCAAGGAAUUGCCACAAGCAGUUUGUGAGAUCCUGGGACUUCAGGACAGUGAAAUUACAACGCCAGAUUCCGACACUGAUGAAAAUGUUGGCAGCCCUUGUCCUGUAUCUGCGUUUCCAAGUAGCACCUUGCCCAUCCUUGCUGCCAGUGAAGCCAAAGAUGACAGUCCAACACAGACAUUAGCAUCCCCGAAUGCCUGCAGAUUAACACCUGCAUGAUCAUUUGUCUUACAGUUUUUGAGAUACUUUGUUGCAAUUCCUUUUUAAGUACAUGAAAGAUAGACAUUCACGGUCUUGGUAUUGAUCAUGCUUUAAGUUUUAUGGAGAGACAGUGUACUGAUGUUCUUGCAUUAAAGCUUUACAAAGUUUUAAACUAAUUAUUUUUGUAGUUACUUCUACCAAAUAGCCUUUCCUUUUCAAUAACAUUCCUUAGUAUUUUUAUAGCCAAGCACAUUUUAUUUUGUUGCUGAUGAACUGGGAUUGGAUAAAUACUUCAAGUGGAAGCUUUGGAAAUUAUGCACUUGGAAAAGCACUCACUGUUUAUUCUUUAGAGGGCUUUGGACUUGAUUACAUUAAAUGUUGAGCCUUUAUAAAGCAUUCUAAGCUGAGAAGUACAUUGUUACUCAGAGAUGAAAUUUAAAAUACAAAUUUGGCUUUUCUAUUGUUUACAACAAUAUUCAGCUUAACUAUUUAUGCUGGUUGAAUGUGAUUUAAAUAAGACAUUUUUACCAACGUAGUUAAACGUGUGGAUAAAGAACUGUUUCAACCUUAGCAACUGGAUUGGCAGUCUGGGUUUUUUACAAAGAACUUUUCUUCACUUGUAUAUAGGCUAUAUAUAUGUACUAUUUAUGAGUAUAAGAAAGCAUAGUCCUAUUUUCUUUAACUGAAUAAACUUGACUAUUGAUUUAUAUAAGCUGAUUCAACAAAAUUAAUACAUGGCUUCAAUAUAAGAUCUUUUUCAAAACUAUUUUCUUAACUGAACAUUUAUUUAAUGAGACUACAUUGAGCCCUGUCUAUACCUGGUAUAAAUCACUGUAACCUCUUUACUAAUAAUGUUUAUUAUCUUUCCUAAUACUGCACUAAUUGGUUAAUCAGAUCGUUACAUUUUUAAAAAUAUUCUUUGCAAAAAGCUUAUGUCAGAAGUUUCCAGGCACUGUCAUGAGUCGGAAAGGAAUAUUUUUUUGUAUAUGAAUGAAGCUGUUUUUACCAUGCAGUGUUGCAUGUUUUUAAGUUCUGUGGAAUUGCCAUAACAAAUUCCGUUUUAAUUGUAAUUUGUUAACUCUUGUACAUAUCAUUAAAUGAAAUCAAAGCUAUUUUAGUGUUUUCAGUUACAUUGCACUUAGAAACGGCUGCUUCUUCAUCAGAGCGUGCACCUCAGCAUGUCACAGCCACCAAGCCAGUGAGUCAUGGGCGCACCAACAUGCACAACUCCUCCAUACGUGAGCACACUGUUCAGAAGUGUGCAUGCUCAUGGCGUGUCACCGAAGCAGCUGUCUUGUGAUGCUUGUAUACAUUGUUUGUUUGGUUUUUUUUCUUCCCCAGAAAGUAAAGGAACUUGCCCACUAGCUGAGUAUUAACGGACAGUCGUGGCCCUAGAGCCAUCAGAUGUGGGUUUUUAAUAUUGUGUGUUAUCUCUCAUCAGUUAAUAAUGAGUAAGCCCAUUUAGAAGAGUAAACUGCUCACAAGCGCAUCAUCUCCAGCCUUUCAUUUCCUGCCAUGCAGGAAAUUGCUCAGAACAUCUUGAUGUCCUCCUCGUUCUUCCUGGACAGUGGGUGUUCGGACGUCUUUCUACGUAAUACAAUAUCUACUUCAGAUUAAAGAAAAUUUAAUAUGUUUCAUAAGUUGAACUUUUGUCAAGUUUUGGUAUGAAACUGCUUGUUAAAAUAUUUUUACUAAAAAUACGCAUUUCUUUGGAGCGCAUUUUUUAUAUGGAAGUGAUCACGCAUUAGAGUUGGUAAAGUCUUAAUCAGCCCACAGACUCCAGCUAGAAACACUGUGCAAACGAGCUGCUGGGAUUGGGAGAACAUAUAGUUCAGGUAAAUUUCUUGGCACAUCCUUUGAAAAGAUGGUUUUGGUGUUCACGGAAUGUUCACAGGCACGCGCGCACACACACACACACACACACACACACACACACACACGGUUUUAGUAUGUAUAUACCUAUCAGCAUGUAGAACAUUUGUAAUGUUAUGAGAUACACAAGGAUGUUAAAAUUUAGAUUGUUUCUAAUUUUACCUCCUUGUGUAUUUUCAAUUUUUAUGAAUGUAUGAGAAACAAGACAUAUUUAAGGAUCUGUUUUACUCUUGUUUCCAAACUUUUCAUCUCUUUAUGUAGAAAACUUUAGGUUAAUAGGAAUUCAACCUUUUUCAGCAGUCCUUUUGGGAGAGUGAUGGUUACGGAACCUUGACAGUGCCCGGUGCUCUUACAGGGCAGUCCUGUCUGCCUAUCCUUAGCACAGUUGUGUAACGUAACUCUUGGUAUUUGUGCUGACCUUGUGUGCACCGAUGUGCCAGGCAUUCCAGCAUGGGCAUUCUCGCUGUGGGUCUUCAGAGGCACUCAGACGUCUAAGAAUAAACAAAGCCUUGUGUGCAUAUGUGUGCAUUUUUAUAGAGAUGACUUUACAAAAGCCAUUUAAGAACAUUUUUCUCAAAAGUCAAGAAGUAGUAUAAGUUACUUAACAGAAUAAUACUAUAAUUUAUGAUUCCUGUUAAUUUUUUUUUUGCCAAACCUCAAUUAAAAUAUUGAUCAUUCAGUUGUACUUUCUUGGUCUGCAUUAUCAAAAUACAUAUUGAGUUUCUUCAGACCCACUGAACCAGUCUUUGAGAGUAGUGUUCAAAAUGGGAAUCCGAGCAACACCCGACCGAGUUCCCCCGAAGUCAAAGGAUUACCAUUAUGUUGAAUUUUUAAAAAAAUAUUUCGAGGGGUGCUGGAGAGAUGGCACAGUGGUUAAGAGCUGCUCUUCCAGAGGUCCUGAGUUCAAUGCCCAGCAACCACAUGGUGGCUCACAGCCAUCUGUCAUGAGAUACGAUGCCCUCUUCUGGUGUGUAUGAAGACAGCUACAGUGUAUUUACAUAACAGAUUAAAAAAAACAUUUUGGUUGAUGGUAAAAGUCUUAUGUUUUGAAAAGGUAGUUUAUUGAAAUUCUAACAUAAAUUUGCUCUAGUUACCUUGCCUUUUUUAGUGAGAAAUGAUAGCCUAUUUUAUGUAGAUUAUCCCCUCGAAUUUUUGUAAAGUAGCAAUUUAUUAAAUUUAUACUUACAUAGUAUCUUAUAUUCGGAACCUUCAACAUUCAGUCAACUGUUCUAAGAAUUUCUUAAUGAGAAAAGUAAUAAGGUAAUUACACCACCUUGAUAAGAACGAUCCCUUUGUGAUUUCCAAAUCUCUGCAAGACUGAAUACAUCUUAACGUAGUGUAACGCCUCACAGCAGAGUGGAAUGCAAGGGAAGCAGGAAGGGGCUCCUCCCUCCACCUAGCAGGACGACUCCUACCCGAGCAUCCCUAACUGGAGUGGGGACUGCCUGGUCCCUUCCCUCUGACAGCUUAAGGCUUAGGAGGUAUCCAUUUUACCGAAUGUUUUGUUUAGGGGCCCUGUUGUGAUUUCAAACAAUUCUGUCAAUUUCCAGUUCGGUUUCUGCCUCCAUUUCUUCUGGUCAUCCAUGCUUACAAACAUGUCCUAACACGUCUACGGUUCCACUCUUCUCUGGUUCUCAUGGACUGGAUUUCCGGCAUCUUGACAAGACUGUGGCCUUGGUUAUCUGUGCUCUUCAGCAGGGCAUCAGCUGCUGUUUGGCCACAGCCUGUUUUUUCUUCCCAAUGAGUAUGGAGUUCACACCUACAUUGGAUAUAGAGAGCCUGCUUCGACCGGAUCAUUCCUCAGCCAGGACCACACAGAAGCCAUGAUCCCGGCCCUUCGUGGCCCUGUACGUUGUAGCUUGUUUCCCUUUGAAUGUCUCCUGCCUGCCCAUCAACAGCUUGCUUUUUCCUUCAGUCACCAUUAACCAGCUUUUUGGGUGGUUUCUUCUCAGAAGCCCCAUGACAACUGUUUGCCCUGCCUGGUUGUUCAUUCCUUCCUCUUGGAUAGGGAGGGUAUAGGUCUUUUGUGUUUUCCUCCAAUCACAUAAAGACUUUCAAAACCAACAAUGUGUGUAUACUCCUUGAGACUUUAUCCUUGGGGAUGUGUCUUCAUUUAUCCUUAAAUAAAAUGCAUGUGAAUAAAA